AUGACGCUAAAUCAUUCGUUUUCGUCGGAAUUAUUCGCGUGGGAAAAUAAUCUGACGGGGCCUUAUUCGGCCAAGUUUGAAAUCCCUACGCCUCCGGAGUACAUUGUCAUAAGUUCUACAAUUUUGUAUGCCAUCAUCUUUAUUGUUGGAAUCGUCGGUAAUAUUCUGGUUGUUGUGGUAAUCUCAUGCAGCCGACGGAUGAAAACCACGGUGAAUAUGUACCUCGUCAAUCUCUGCAUCGCCGACAUGUUGGUGAUCUUGGUGUGCAUGCCGACAACUCUCGUGGACAUAUUUACAAAGGAAGUCUGGGUGUUCGGUAAAUUCAUGUGUUUUCUAGCCCCAUUUCUUGAGAAUGCAGUCGCCCACGCUUCUGUGUUGACCAUAACAGCAAUCACCUUCGAGCGAGUUGUUAGCCUUUGGUUGGUGUUUGUGGCUCUCGAAACAAUAGCAAGGCUCGGCCUUGAGGGAUAUUUACUGUUAAUUUAUAGUGCUCGAAUAUGUUUCUACAUUAACCAUGCCAUUAAUCCGGUGAUCUAUAACUUUGUGUCGUCUAAAUUUAGAGGUGCUUUUCGUGAUUUGAACAAACGGUGCAGACGGUUUUGCUGUAGCACUCCGAUGUGGAAUGUGACGCCAAUACAUCGCGGAACCUCCAGACUAACAUUCCGAAGUUAUGCAUCGGGGCAUAGAGGAACUUAA
Molecule: messenger RNA, 696 nt
Organism: Dreissena polymorpha
Lineage: Eukaryota; Metazoa; Mollusca; Bivalvia; Myida; Dreissenidae
Product: QRFP-like peptide receptor
Exons: 3
Coding region: 1-696 (231 amino acids)
Biological process (GO): G protein-coupled receptor signaling pathway
Cellular component (GO): plasma membrane
Molecular function (GO): G protein-coupled receptor activity
Source: RefSeq, a predicted model, not a curated record